Messenger RNA from Didymella exigua CBS 183.55, 933 nucleotides. RefSeq names its product retinol dehydrogenase 12. Bases 1 to 933 code for a protein of 310 amino acids. The transcript is spliced from 2 exons. NCBI's taxonomy places the organism in Eukaryota, Fungi, Ascomycota, Dothideomycetes, Pleosporales, Didymellaceae. The record is from RefSeq and is a predicted model, not a curated record.
AUGGGUGUCACAUUCGAUCCCGCCAAAGACAUUGGCAGUCUGGCGGGCAAAGUUAUCCUGGUGACUGGCGGCAACGCUGGACUGGGCAAGCAAACCAUCACAUACCUUGCCGCUCACAAACCAGCACGUAUCUACCUCGCCGCGCGCAACGCGUCGAAAGCGUCCUCCGCCAUUUACGACAUCAGGGCUGCCGUAUCCAAUGCCUGUGAAAUCAUCCACCUGCCCCUCGACCUUACGUCAUUCUCCAGCAUCGCAGAAGCGGCUGCGACAUUCAACCGCUCGGAAACCCGCCUGGACAUCCUAAUCAACAAUGCAGGCAUAAUGGCAUGCCCCUACUCCACCACAAAAGAAGGGUACGAGAUACAGUUCGGAACGAACCACAUGGGCCACGCGCUGCUCACUAAGCUCCUGCUGCCCACACUGCUGAAGACGAGCGAGACACACGGUGAUGCGCGAGUCGUUACAUUGAGCAGUGCAGGCCAUGCAAUCGGGGUACCAGGGGGCCUCAUUCUGGACCAGCAAAAGCUCGAGCAACAAGGAACGUGGAAGCGGUACGGACAGUCAAAGUUGUGCAACCUGCUAUUUGCACGCGAGUUAAGUGAGCGGUACCCGCAGAUCACGUCUGUCAGUCUGCAUCCUGGUGUGAUUCUCACCGACCUGUUCCAGUCGCUGCAGGCGAACGUGUUUUUGAAGGCGGGACUGUUUAUCUACGGACUGUUUUUCUUCCUGAUUCCUGGACACUACAAGAGUACGGAGGGCGGUGCGUUGAACCAGACAUGGGCUGCCACUGCGCGGAAGGAAGACUUGGUGAACGGAACGUAUUACAAGCCCGUCGGGGUGAAGAGCGAGGGGAGCAAGGCGGCAAGGGAUACAGGGUUGCAGAAGAAGCUUUGGGAAUACACCGAGGCGGCGUUGAGCACCCAUGGAUAUUAG